AUGUAUGAAUACCAGUAUGCUAGCUUGGCGCAGGCAGGACAAGCACCCGGUUAUCCGCAAUUUCAGUACCCUACUGCUAGUGGAGACCAAAAUGCACCCUUUCUACAAGGCUAUGCUCUUGCACAACAAGGCGGUGCGCAGAAUACAGUUCCUGCCGCCAUGUUCGGUGGACAGUCUGUCGGUUCAUUUAGUAUGGACCAAAACCAAGUGGCAUACUCGCAGGCAGCAGCCGGUGUUCCAGUCCCCCAAAUGGGAGCUUCGCAAAUGCCUAUGAACGCCGCUAUCGGCGCUGGAUUUCCAUAUGGCGACUACUCACAGUUUAACCAGUAUGGUUCUAUUGCCCCUGGCGUCGGUGGCAUGCCGCAGUCCCUUCAAGAUAUGCAGCAGUUUGGACAACUACUACCAAAUGCAUUUAACCAGACAGCUACACGGAACCUUUAUGACGCUUUUGCGCAAGAUCAGGGUCUCGCUGGAUUCAAUCCAGCCGCAUUCUUGCAAGAUCCCACCGGGAGCAUGGGCCGAAACCUUGGGGGGUUUUCAGGCAAAGGCUUUGGCAUGAACCAAAGAGGUGGCAUGAACAAGUUUGGGAACGGUGGACGGUCGAAUGCUCUCCCUAGCGUGACCAAUCCUGACGGCUUGCGAGAGGACACCGUCUUCGUCUCGAAGCUACCUCAGAAUAUCGACCACGACAUUAUGAAGGCCCAAUUUGGCGUUAUUGGGAAAAUUAAGAUUAACUCGAAAACAGGAAUGCCAAUGAUUUGGAUCUUCAAAGAACGUGGCGUUCCCAAGGGUGAUGCACUG
Molecule: messenger RNA, 801 nt
Organism: Dibothriocephalus latus
Lineage: Eukaryota; Metazoa; Platyhelminthes; Cestoda; Diphyllobothriidea; Diphyllobothriidae
Source: the annotation of a GenBank genome assembly